Molecule: messenger RNA, 1365 nt
Organism: Rosa rugosa (rugosa rose)
Lineage: Eukaryota; Viridiplantae; Streptophyta; Magnoliopsida; Rosales; Rosaceae
Product: F-box protein At5g65850-like
Exons: 1
Coding region: 1-1365 (454 amino acids)
Molecular function (GO): protein binding
Source: RefSeq, a predicted model, not a curated record
AUGAACUUGCAACUUCUGGUUUGGAACAAUAUGAAGAGCCAGAGAAAGAGGCCUUGCAAUACCAUGGUGGCCACAAAGUUAAAUUUGAUGGAGCUACCCAUGGAAAUCCUAUUCGACAUCCUGAAGAGAGUGCCUGCAAAGUCAGUGUGUCACAUCCGAUGCGUCUGUAAGAUCUUGCUAAGCAUAGUCGACUCCCCCUCUUUUGUUACGCUGCACUCGCAUUUUCUACUUAAUCCUGAUUCUCAUGUGCCACCUGCUCCCCCUCAACUUAUCCUGCGUUAUCUCCAGCCAUUAUAUUGUUGCCCUACUUCUAACCAAAUACCGACCUUGCAUUCCCUUCAUUACGACCAUUCCAAUGCCCAAGGUGCUCAACUUAAUGCAAGAGAUAUUUUGCAGUCAUCCAAUCCCUCCAAGUACAGUCUAUAUUUUGUUUUCUGCAACUUGUUUUGCAUCAAAAAUCGACGCGAUCAUGCACUCAGCUUCUUGAUCAAUCCUCUUCAGGGAGAAGUUCUAAGGCUCCCACCCAGUCAGAAAGUUUGUGGUCCAUAUUCCACAGUGGAUUUUGUUUGGACUGGCAUGGGAUUUGAUAGUAUAACCAAUACCUACAAGAUUCUUCGUGUUACAGAGAUUCUCAUUUCAAAAUAUCCUACGACAGUGGAGGUCUGCUUUGUAUCCCAAGUGCUUGUACUCGGCACAAGCGAAUGGCGGCAGAUACCCUCAACUCCACCUGUUCAGGGUUUAUUACAUUGCUCCCAGAAUAUAUGUGCAUAUGGAGAUACGCAUUGGUUUGUUAAUUAUACAAGAGAGGGAAUUCAAGGAAAAAUCCAUAUACUUUCUUUUGACUUCAAGAAAGAAGAGUUCUUUUGGAUUCCCAAUCCCUACAUAUUACCAGAUCCGACCUGGCAAUUACACUUGAUUAAUUUUAGAGGAUCUAUGGCCAUCGUGGAUGCUUCAUCAGGUAUGAAUAUUGAGAUAUGGGUGAUGAAAGAUUACAAUAAAAAACAGUGGAUGCUCGAUUAUUCCAUCAAUAUCCACAUGCUUGAAUUAGAUCCUCAAUUUGAGUUUAUUGGAGCUGUUUGUUGUGAAUGGGAGCAUGGCAUACUUUUCAUAGAUGAACCGGCCACAAUAACAUUGUUUUUGGAUCUAAGACAACCUGUUGUUACCAGGAAUCUUUUCAAACGUCCAAAUAAGGAUUGUGAUUUGGUGUCUGAGCGAAUCAUGAGUCUUAAUGGGAGCUUGUUUUCCCUAAAAAAUUAUGCAAAUUUGGUCCAAGCAGAAGAACCGGCUACUUAUAGCAAUUGGACUGAAGGAGAAGCAAGCGGGAAUAAUUUCUUCUAUCUGAAGUACAGAGGCUUUAGGUUUUGA